Apus apus (common swift) is the source of this 6899-nucleotide messenger RNA. RefSeq names its product G-patch domain containing 8 (gene GPATCH8). Gene Ontology annotation, molecular function: nucleic acid binding. The record is from RefSeq and is a predicted model, not a curated record. Bases 67 to 4500 code for a protein of 1477 amino acids. Gene Ontology annotation, cellular component: nucleus. The transcript is spliced from 8 exons. Lineage: Eukaryota; Metazoa; Chordata; Aves; Apodiformes; Apodidae.
GGGCGGCGCUGAGGGGAGGCGGCCGGAGCGCGGGGCCGAGCCGGGCCGGGCUGAGCCAGGCGCAAAAUGGCGGACAGGUUCUCCCGCUUCAACGAGGACCGGGACUUCCAGGGCAAUCACUUUGACCAGUAUGAAGAAGGGCACCUGGAGAUAGAGCAGGCAUCUCUCGACAAGCCCAUAGAAUCGGAUAAUAUUGGACACCGCUUACUCCAGAAACAUGGGUGGAAGCUGGGCCAGGGAUUGGGAAAGACACUGCAGGGGAGGACAGAUCCCAUCCCUAUCGUUGUCAAGUAUGAUGUCAUGGGCAUGGGGAGGAUGGAGAUGGAGCUCGACUAUGCCGAGGAUGCCACGGAGCGGAGGCGGGUGCUGGAGGUGGAGAAGGAAGACACUGAGGAGCUGAGGCAGAAAUACAAGGAUUAUGUGGAUAAAGAAAAGGCAAUUGCCAAGGCUUUGGAAGACCUCAGAGCAAACUUCUACUGUGAACUCUGUGACAAGCAGUACCAAAAGCAUCAGGAGUUUGACAACCACAUAAACUCCUACGAUCAUGCUCACAAGCAGAGGUUGAAGGAUCUCAAGCAGAGGGAGUUUGCUCGCAAUGUCUCCUCAAGGUCACGAAAAGAUGAGAGGAAGCAGGAGAAGGCCCUUCGGCGUCUGCACGAGCUGGCUGAGCAGAGGAGACAGCCUGAGUGUGCCCCAGGAAGUGGACCCAUGUUCAGAACCACCACGGUGGCCGUGGAUGAGGAAGGGGGGGAGGAGGACGAGUCUGCAGCCAACAGCAGUUCUUUCAUCCAGAUAACUUCUGGGCAAGCUCCAGAGAUGACUAUGGACAGAGGUUUCCUCAACACUGGACAAGUGGGUGGCCCUGUUACGCCUGCCCAGCCAGGACAGGGUAUCAGCUUUGGCUUGAAGAGCACUUUGGGGACUCCACUCCAGAAGAUCGGGGUGUCCUUUUCCUUUGCCAAGAAGACCCCGGUAAAGCUCGAGACCAUCGCUUCUGUCUUCAAGGACCACGUGGAAGAAUCGAGUUCUGCAGAUGGAGGAAAAGCUGAUGAGAGAGGGUCCUCAGAUGCAGGGAACCUGCAGAAAUCUGGUGAGGGUGAAAGCACAAAUAAUUCUGAUGGCAAGGCAGAGGAAGAUGACCAACAUGACAAAGACAGUGGGUCUCUAGCCACUACCUUAUCUAAACUCAAAAAGAUGAGACGAGAAGAUGGACCAAUGGCAGUUGAACCAGAAUACUACCACUAUAUUCCCCCAGCCCACUGUAAAGUGAAGCCUAAUUUUCAAUUCCUGCUUUUCAUGAAGUCCACCGAACAAGUGGAAGCUGAAAAUGUGAACAAAAAAAACACAAAUGAAGUUAAAAAGGGAAACUCUCCAAAACCCAAACCUGGCAAGCACACUGAGAAGGCCGCAGAGAGCACGGGGCAGCAGAAGGAGCAGAGCACGACUGAAGCUGCAGCUCAGCAGAGCAAAGCAGAGCCCCAAGAAGUCCCAGAAAAUGUGAGUGUGUCGGAGAGCAAACCCCUCACAGAGAGCAAUCUCCCUGAGCCAGACACCACUAAGGAAGCCCCUCAGCCUGUCCCAAGCUGUAAAGAUGUCACUGAAGGACCAAAGCAUCCCACAGGACCAUUUUUUCCUGUUUUGAGUAAAGAUGAGAGCACGACUCUCCAGUGGCCUUCAGAGCUUCUCAUCUUUACCAAAGCAGAACCAUCUGUUUCCUACAGUUGUAACCCCCUGUAUUUUGAUUUCAAGAGCUCUCGCAACAAAGAUGCUAAAGGUAAAGGGGCAGAGAAAUCCAAGGAGCCGGGGGGGCUUUGUAAGGAAAAUGUUCAGAGCGUGGAAUCUGGGGAGCACAGUAAAGCCAAGGAGGCAGAAAGUGCAGCUAACAGUUCUGCUCUAAAAGUGGAAACCAAAUCCCUGUCCACCUGUGGGUCCCAGAACAAGCAGGACUCCAGUUUGGCAAGUGGGGGUAAAGGAGAAGGAGAGGACAGUGGUAAAAGCAUAACUGGGAAGAGUAAAUCUGGAAGAUCUCAUAAACACAAAAAGAAAAAGAAGCACAAAAAGUCCAGCAAACACAAACGUAAACACAAGGAGGAAGCUGACGAGAAGAGCCGGAAAACUGACCUGGGGGAAGAGAAACCCAAGAAACGGAAAAGGCACAGACACAGAAAAGGCAAAUCUUCCCUGUCGACUGAGUCGGAGCGGGCGCUGAAAACAGAACUGGCUGAAGAGUGUGGCCAUUUCCAGAAGAAAAAGUGGGGCUCCCAGGAGGCCCAGAGGAAGUCUCUGUCUGCGGAAGAGGGAAGCAGCGGGAAAAAAGAGGAUGGUGGCAACUCCUGCCCAGAGCACGGCAGCAAAAAACACAGGGCUGAGCUGCAGCAGGUCCCUGCUUCCAGGAGACGGUGCCUGGGCCCGUCCCUGGGCAGGAGCAGCCGCAGGAGCCGGCAGAGCAGCAGGGACGAGGACAGCGAGGAGGGGUCCCCGGGGCAGGAAUCCCCCUCCCACUACAGCGAGGACUACGAGUCGGGCAGCGAGGGCUCCCGGAGCCGCUCCCGCUCGGGGCGCCGGCGCUCCUCCCGCAGGUCCUACUCCAGCAGCUCCGACGCCUCCUCUGAGCAGAGCCGGUACAGCCGGCGGAGGAGCUACUCGGAUGACAGCUACAGCGACUACAGCGACCGCUCGAGGUGCCACUCCAAGCGUUCCCACGACUCGGAGGAUGACUCCGACUACAACAGUUCCAAUCACAGAUCCAAGAGGCGCAAAUAUUCCUCCUCGGAGGACGACUACAGCUCCAGCAGGAGCAGGUCGAGGAGUCGAAGCAGGAGCCGGACUCACCCUCGAGACAGGUCGAGGUCGAGGAGCCGGGGCAGGACGCGCAGCAGCAGCUGCAGCCGCAGCCGGAGCAAGAGGAGGAGCCGCAGCUGGAAGCGGAGCCGCAGCUACAGCCGCGACCGCAGCCGCAGCACCAGGAGCCACUCGCAGAGAUCCCUGUCACGGAAGGGCUCUCGAGGCCAUGAGAGCCCCGAGGAGAGGAGGCCUGGGAGAAGGGACUUCAUCAGGUCCAAAAUCUAUCGCUCUCAAUCUCCUCACUAUUUCCGGGCAGGCCGGAAUGAGGGAGCAGCGCUGAAGAAAGAGGAUGGUAAAGGAGAGGAUCUGAAGGGAUCGGGAUCGUUGUCCCACAACAGCAGCAGCUCCGGCACUGGGAGGAUCUCGGAAGGCGAGUGCAGUCCUGAGGAGAGAAACUCCGUCACUGCAAAGCUCCUCCUGGAAAAGGUUCAGUCCAGGAAGGUUGAGAAGAAGCCCAGUGUCGCUGACGAGAUGCUGGCAGGGCCCAACAAGGUGGGCAUAAAGCUCAAAGAUCCACCCCAGGGCUACUUUGGCCCCAAACUUCCUCCUUCCUUAGGUAACAAACCGGUUCUCCCCUUAAUUGGGAAACUGCCAACGGUUCGAAAACCCAACGCAAAAAGGUAUGAAGAGUCUGGCUUGGAGAGGGGAGAGGAGCAGGAGCUGUCGGAUUCUGAGGAUGCUUCCCAAGGCAUGGAGGAGGGGCAGUUGGCUGGCCAGUCUCUCCUGGAAGAAGUGGCUCUGGCCAUGCAGGACAAACCUCUGGAUGAGCAGAAACGUGAUGAACCUGCUGUGGAAAUGCCGCCCAUUCCCCUGGAAGCACCGGCGCUCCCCGAGUGCUUUGCCUCUGGAGAUCUGGUCAUGCCACACAACUUCCUCUCGGAUCCCCGCGACGACGAUGGGCUGGAACCCAUGGAUGGGGGUAACCAGCCUGUCCCAGUGGAAACCAGUAUGAUGCCCUUAGUUCCAGAUGUUGAGCACUUUCCAGGCUACGUGCCUCAGGGUGGGGAGCCGAGCAUGGAAGGGGAUCGGGAAGGAGGAGAAGACUCUUCCCUAGCACCACUGGAGAGCCAGCCCAUCACCUUCACCCCCGAAGAGAUGGAGAAGUACAGCAAACUGCAGCAAGCUGCUCAGCAGCACAUCCAGCAGCAGCUCCUGGCAAAGCAGGUGAAGGCCUUCCCUGCCUCGGCCGCCCUGGCCCCGGCAGCCCCUGCCCUGCAGCCCAUCCACAUCCAGCAGCCGGCGGCGGCCUCGGCCACCUCCAUCACCACGGUGCAGCACGCCAUCCUGCAGCACCACGCUGCCGCUGCCGCCGCCGCCAUCGGCAUCCACCCCCACCCGCACCCGCAGCCCCUCGCCCAGGUCCAUCACAUACCCCAGCCCCACCUGACGCCCAUCUCCUUAUCCCACUUGACCCACUCGAUUAUUCCAGGCCAUCCUGCCACCUUUCUAGCCAGCCACCCCAUCCACAUCAUUCCGGCCUCGGCGAUUCAUCCCGGCCCCUUCACGUUCCACCCGGUUCCUCACGCUCUCUACCCGACCCUCCUCGCCCCCAGACCCGCUGCCGCCGCGGCCGCCACGGCCUUACACCUCCACCCUCUGCUGCACCCCAUUUUCUCAGGACAGGACUUGCAGCACCCACCCAGUCACGGCACAUGAAGGACAAAAAAAUGAAGUAACCUCGGAGGAAGGAGAAUUAUUUUGCGUUUUUGGGAAGGGGGUUGAAGUUGAUCCAAGUUGGCAGGCGAGGCUGGAGAAUUUCCUUUCACUCUUUAGCAGCCAAAGAAGCCAGAGGCUAGAGGGCUGGGUAGCAGCAGGUGGUGGGUCACUGUGGAGGUUGCGUGUCCCUGCUUCCAGGGACGCUCUGGUGUCCCCAACACGCAGCAGUGCUGUCCCAGGGGAGUCGUGUCACCUGGAGACCAGCAAGACACUCGGAAUGGCUUUUUUCCCCCCCCUGGAUUCUUACCCUUGGUCAUCUUCCUCCUGCCGCCUUGUAUAUGAUACAUGAGAUUUCAUCCACACUAAUAGGUCUCUUAAAACCCUUUUAAUGAGGUCAUCUAAUUAAAAUAGCAUGACUGAACCCAGCUUGUCAUCACAAACAUUCAGUGACUGGGAGAGGUGGCGAGGAGAGCAAUGAGAGGGCAGGGCCACUCCUGCUCCAGCUGGGCCAGCACCAGUUUUCAGGCACUACAGGAGAUUUUUUUUAGCACCCUGGAGCCACAUCCUGAGGUUUUGCGUCUCGGUGUGAGCAGCAAAGGUGGAAGUGAGGUCUGGUUUUAGAGGUGAAGAGAGAACCUGCGACCCUUCUCCAUCCUGCAUUAACAUUCUCCUGGUGAGGACUGCACCUUAAGGCCUUCUGGAAAUCCUGGGCUGGAGAGAGGUUCUAGGUUGGGGGGGUUCAACCUGAGCUUUUGACCACUCCUGAGAGGAAGGGGUGGAGUGGGGGAAAUAACACUCUGACUUCCACCUUCUGCAGUGUUGGGAAAGAGACGCUGGAAUGGGAGAGAGAAAGAAAAGUCCCCUUAGGAAUUGAAGCAAUACAGAAAGAGUGGGGAGAGAGGCCAGGGUGUGGAAAGCAGAUUCUUCCCUCUGUAACACUGAUGGUUUCCUUAUUAAUUUAUAGGAUUAUUUUUUUUUUAAUGUAAAGAAUUGCACUGAACUCUGUAAAACAAAGAUGCUGCUUUUUGUAGCUCAUAUAUAAGAAAGAAAGGAAAAAAAAAAAAAAGGUUACAUUUGUAGUAUACUGCAAUAAUAUUUUUUACAGCCAGUUUUUUUUUUGGUGGUACUUGUUCUGGUGGCUUCUGUGUAAAUAUGUUUGCUGUAGGUGACAUCAGACACUUGGAAAGGUUCAACUUUCUAGUUCCAGCUAGAUGCAGAACGACUAAGCAUGUAUAUUUUACCAAGCUCAUGUAUUUUUGAAGUUUUUAUGUACUAUAAAAUGUAAAAAAAAAAAAAAGAAAAAAAAAGAAAUAAAUAAUAAAAUAAUCUUCAUUUAGCAUUUUGCAGAAGAAAAACAAGAGGUGAGAGGCGUGUGGAGGUGGGUCAGUCGCCGUGGGAGGUGGUGGGUGCCAGGGCUGUUCCCUGGCUUUGCUGAGCAGCUGCUUUAGGAAUUGACACUGGAGGUGGUCUCGGGAGUGUCAGGAAUUUGGGUUCUCUCCCAGAGUAUCAAAUGCCCCUUUUUUACAAUUUUUUUUUUUUUUGGUCUUUUUCCCUGUUUUCCCCUGGGUCUGGAGCGGUGCCCGGCAGGUGCCAGCCCAGCUGUGCCUCAGUGCAGCCCCCUGGGGAGGGAGGAGCCUUGGACCCCUGCCCCUUUGCCACCUUCCCUGCAGGGAGAGGUUCAGGACUAGUCCCUUGAGGCUGUGAUGUUCCAGAAGGGAUUUCUCUCUUCCCAGCACUACCUGCUGCCUCAGCUAGCAGCCUGGGAGGCUUCUUCAUCCACCAGCUCUUCCCAGGGCACUGGGACAAGUCCCUGCUGCCCCCGCUGACCUGGCUAUUCCAGGUUGGGGGCUUCUGCUGACCUGGCUAUUCCAGGUUGGGAUCCUCCUCAUGUUCAGGAGCACCUGAGGGUGCUUUGUAGGACAGGAGCAGGCAGCAAGGGGACACGAGACACAUGCCAGCUCCCUGAUGUCCCUGUCCCCUCCUAGGAGGGGCAGGACUUGAAAGAAUCGAAACCUCUGAGCUUCCUCACUCUUACAAAGGAGAAACUUGGCAUUUGAGCAGGUCAGACUGAAACAACAACGGGCAACAAAAAAGGGACUCAAUUUCUCUGUACAUAAUUAACAAAUGCAGUAUUAAUGUCUCAGUGCUGAGCUUCAUUAGCUUCUAGCUCCCAUCCACAUCUUCUGGCACCCGUCACGCUGCAGUCAGGGCUUGGUUGGGGUUGUUGGGGUUUUUUUGACUUCCAGAAUAAUGCUAAAAAUAAUUAACCUGUCAUUACUUAACAAGCAUAAACAGACUGUAUUUAACUUUGUCACAUAAGAUAUAUAUAUAUAAAUAUAUAUAUAUGCUGUAAAGUGAGGGGGGGGGGGAAAGAAAAACCUUUCUAAUAAACCAAUGAU